This is a messenger RNA of Colletotrichum godetiae, 2498 nucleotides long. RefSeq lists its product as uncharacterized. NCBI's taxonomy places the organism in Eukaryota, Fungi, Ascomycota, Sordariomycetes, Glomerellales, Glomerellaceae. The transcript has 2 exons. Gene Ontology annotation, cellular component: cytoplasm. The coding region runs from base 418 to 2067 and encodes 549 amino acids. Gene Ontology annotation, biological process: regulation of translational initiation; GCN2-mediated signaling. The record is from RefSeq and is a predicted model, not a curated record.
UGCGCAGGAAUACUUUGGGCAAGAUAUUCCCCGCGGCGAUGUAUCCAUAGGUAAGGUACCCUACCCGGGUACUCGGUGAAAAUGCCCGUGCACAAGGCAAGGAGGACGAAUGCCUGAUUUGUUUGUAGUGGUGGGCAGGAACAGCCAACGGGCAUGCGAUGUGCGGAUAGGAAGGUAUAAUGAAUAAUGAUUCAGUGCAGUCGGAACUAUCAUAGUGAGUAUCUCACCUAGGUAUUUACCUGCCGUGCCUCCGGGUGAGGCCAAUACUCGCUCAUUCACAUCAUUUGACGCGACCCUUGCCAUUUCAUACUAUCUUAACUCAUUCACCGCUGCCUGGACCUUUUCUCUUUAACGCUUCCGAUACAAGCAAAGCCCGAGGAAGCAACCCGUGACACCAUAGUCCUGGCCGAUUUCAAAAUGGCUUCACAACAGGAUCUUCAAGAAUUGCUGAGGGUCAUCACCUCUAGAAAGGGAGUAUCGAUGAUGGCUGCAAUGGGCCAGGUCAAAGCACUGCAGACAGUGGAGCUUCGGAGUAUUCAGCAAAUAAGCAACGCUUCGCUCGACCUGAUAGAGCGUGGCCUUGGCGACUCAAAGACGGCCAAGGCCCUGCAGACAGCAUGCAAGACUCACCUGAAGAGGGGAAGCACCAAAAGAUCCGGGCAUCAUCUUACUUCUCCAAGUGAGAAGCGUCCCAAGAUCCAUCACCCCAGCGACGACUCCGAGGGCCCAGCCCAACAUCUAGAGGAUACGGAGGCUGCCCUAAGUCUUUCCGUUGUUAUGGACGAGAAGGAGAUCGCCGGGGCGUCCAUUUACACCAAUCGGGCGCCAUUGAUGUUGGCCUUCGUGUUGGAACUUCUCAGACACACAAUGCCAACGCAGCCUAUGUCGAGUCGUCUCAGCCUAGCCCAAGCUGUUGUCAGCGCCAACUCAAAGUCAAAGGCCAUCAGCAUUGGACUGGCCAAGGCCGGCAACGAAGACGGCUCGUGGGGCGAAGGACAGCCAAAGGUCAACAUCAUGGGCAGAGCUAUAGCUGUUCUCAAGAGAGGCGACUUCGACUUGCCUGGCAGCGGUUUGGCGGCUCCAGAAUCUUCAAAAUACGCAACAGAUGAUGGUUUGCAAGGCGGGAAGCCGUCAGAGUCGUCAAAGCAACACCAUGGCAGUGCUGCUUUCACAGAAACCCCGUGGUCUGCCAGCCGCCAGGUCACUUCCAAAUCGUCCACCUUUGUUGCGCGAGUGGCAAAUGUCGAGGACAGCACUCAGGCGCCAGGUCUCGUUCGUUCACUCCUACUAUCUGAGCCACAACUACAAACAGCCACACAUAACGCCUGGGCCUAUCGAGUGAAGAGGCAAGGGCAAGGCGGCGGGCAAACCCAGGGAUCGGGAGAGGUACGCGAGGCAAGUGAGGAUGACGGCGAAACUGGUUGCGGCGAAUUCAUACAAAGACUCAUCAGAGAGGCUGGCAUUGUCGAUGUGAUCGUAGUGCUGACCAGGUGGUUCGGAGGGGAGAUGCUAGGUCCAGAUCGCUGGAGGCUGAUGCGCAACGUCGUCACAGAGGCGCUUUCCCAGCGGCUACGACUCACACAGAUCCACGGGGGAUGUGACGAUGUGGCCGUUUGGGCACUGGAUCUUCAGAACACGAACAAUGGAUCCGGUAGCCGUAGUGCCAGCGAAACAAGUCGUAACGUCGUCGGAGUUCCGAUACAUCGUCCGGAACCAGCUCGGGCGUACCUACUCAAAAGUUUUGCUACCGGCCAAUCUGAAGAUGUUCCCAUAGGCGAUAGUAUCGGCGGGAGUGCUUUCAAAGCCAAACAAAAGAAGAUGAGCAAGGUGGAGGAUGAAGCCGAGAGGGCACGCAACCUAGGCCGCCUCCUCGGAGCUCUUAGGCUGCUAUUCGAUAGCUGGAGCAACCUUGGACCUCGUGAGAUGGAUCGCAAAGCAUUCUCGUGGUAUGCAUCCAUAAGACCAGAGGUACAGCCAGGGGUUGCAGGAUGGGGCGCGAAAGGUUGGCUGAAGCUAGAUACGAUACUUCAGCUGCGUCGAGCUGACGCCGAAAGUACGAAGAAAUAAAUCAUCAAACCGGUAGCAUGCCGGGUCUUUCGGCAACCCAAAGCAAUCACACUCGUUGUCACCGUUUGCAGGCCAACAUUGGCAACAUUGGGUAAAACAUAUAGUCGUUGUGCGGUACCUAGCAAUGGCGCAUAUUUCCUACACUCAGCAUCAACCGCGUUUUCGCCGAGUCUCUACUGAUACUCAUUCCUUCACGGAACUCCCAUGGCAUCGGGGAGCAGAGUUGAAAGACAUAACCCAGCGGAUGGUAGAUGCGGGACACGGCCCACACAUUUAAAUACUAGCUAUUGCAGGGUAGUCAGGUGGUGCACCUCUACGGAUUCGGAUAUCUUAUCAAUAAUCCUAGACCUGACCAUAGCUUACUAGCGGGUCAUUAAACGCUCCGGCUGUGCACACCUACACACACACACACACACACACACACACACACA